Messenger RNA from Prorocentrum cordatum, 2748 nucleotides. NCBI's taxonomy places the organism in Eukaryota, Dinophyceae, Prorocentrales, Prorocentraceae. The record is from the annotation of a GenBank genome assembly.
GAGCAGCUGAUGGCCCUGCUGGCCCAGCAGGCGUCAUUGAUGGGGGCCCUGGCUCAGAGCGGCGGUCGCCAACCAGACGCACUGUCGCUCCUGGCGGACGGUGGGCGCGACGACGGGCUCGGCGAGAGCACUGGCAUGCGACUUGGCGGCGCGCGCGGCGCUGCCGCCCUGGAGCUGUUCCGACGCCUGGUCCAGAGCAGCCCCCGGGCCGUCUCCGCCAUGGCCCGGCGGAAUCGCCAGCUCGACAUGACGGGCGCCGCGAGCGAGGAGGGCAUGAGCGACUCCACGCGGAACUACUUCGCUCGCAACGUCCCGUUCGGGCAGGCGAGGUCGUCGGCCUUCCUGGUGUUCGGCAUGGCGGAGGUGUUCGACCUGAUGGAGCGCGGCUUGCGGCGCGCCGCCGAGGCUCAGCUGGCGCUCCUCCUCUGUGCGUCGGAGCAGGCGGCCCUGAGGGAAUGGCGCUGGACGUCAGCCUGGCUGCUGACUCACCUGCCCGAGCCGCCCUGGACUUCGAUCCGCCAGGCGCCGGCACGCGGGCAGAUCCGCCCCAUGUCCCGCUCGGCCUCGCCCGAGUGGAUCGCGGCAGCGAUCGGCUACACCAAGGACACGCUGGCCCUCGAGGACGCGGAGCGGAAGCUGGCGCCGGCCGCAGCACCGAAGGCCGAGGAGGGCGGAGGAAAGGGGGGGGGCUCGAAGCGCCAUGGCAAGUCCGCUGGCGCGCCCCCUCACGAGAGGCUGGUGGGCGGCAGCAAUUCGCUGGACGUGGGCAUCCGCUGGGGUUUUGGCCUGAUCCGCCGCCUGCGCGGGCUCCGCACGGCCUUCGGCGCCUUCGUCCGCUCCUCCAUGCACGCCGCUGGGCGAUGGCUUCGCACUCACGUCGAGCACAUGUGGGUCAACGCCGUCGUCCUCGCGCUCUCCCACCUGCACCUGGGCGAGUCGCGGAUCUGCCCGCCGCGCGCCCGCGCGGGGAGGCCUUGCAGUUCGUCUCAGUCCGAGAUGGUGUCCAGGCUGAGUAGGCUUGUGCGACCGAUGUGCCGGCCCCUGCAAUGGCACGGUGGCCGCGUGGAGAAGGCCGACGCUCUGCUCGACUAUCUCCUGAAUGCGAUGCAGCUCCCCUUGGGCGCCGUGGCGCCCUUUCCCGACUGCGAGGUGACGACCAUCGACCCGAGCAAGGCUCCCUUCGCCAAGGCCGAGUGCCACUUCGACCCCCUGGCGUUCUUGGCCCCGUUUGCCGCCGCCACGUUCUUGGAGCCGCGGCUGCUGGCGCGGGAUGGGCCGGGCGUCGGCCCCCUGGCGCGCGCGGUCGGGCCCCCGACCCGGCCCGCUCCGGCGAGGCCGGCCCGCCAGGCCCUGCGAGGCACCCUGUUUCCCGUGUUCAAGGACGCCAACACGCAGAGGGUCGUCUUCAAUCGCAUCGCUCGCAACUCGGCUGAGUUGCCGCUGGGCGGCUUCUCCAGACUGGCCCCGAGCGCCGCCGUGCUGGUGGACCUGGAGGUGCCUGCUGGCUUUGUCCUGCGCGUCUGGGCGGACGACCUCCAGGACUUCUACCCCGCCUUUGACUGCACUUACGACAUGGCUUGCACCAACGACGUGGCGCUCCCCCUCCCGACGAGGCUCUACGAGGGCUUCGCAGGCGUCGUGCUGGACGACCACUUCGGCCUGGCUGUCGACGCUCCGGGCUCGCGGGAAGCUCGGCGUGCUAUCGAGGAGUCCUUCGCCCGCGCGCGCGAGGGCUAUGCUAAGGCUGGCCUCAGGGUCAGCGCUGGCAAGGAGGUGAAGGACGCGGCGGAGGCGACGGUCAUCGGGGCAGAGCUCCUGGGCCACGACCGGCUCGUCGGCGCCUCCCGCACCCGCAGGCUGGCGCUGGCCUGGAUGGGCCUGUCCAUGGCCCGGGGCCGACGCUCCAUUACGCUGGGGCUGCAGAGGUUCCUUGGCAUGGGGCUUUUUGCCGCGCUAUUCCGGCGGCCGACCCUGUCGCUCCUCCACCACUGCUACAAGGAGGUCGACGUCGGCCGCGACCCGCACGAGGUGUUCGACCUGAGCAGCGCGGCCUGCAACGAGUGCGCCCUGUUCGCGGUUCUCCUCCCGCUGAUGGCCACCGACCUCUCCGCGGGCUGGGGGCCGCGCGUUCUGGCCUCGGACGCCUCGCACUUGGCCGGAGCGUCCGUCAAGACGCCGGCCUCAGCGCCCACCGCCAGAGCUUUCUGGCGCCAGCGCGAGCAGCGAGGCGCUCGUACGUGGCUGUACCCCUCAGGCUGGGCUGCCCUGGCCAACCCCGAGGACGGCGCCGUCCUGCAGGACCUGGAGGAGGGUGCCGCACCUCCCCCUGGCGUCGUCGACCCGACGGCCUCGCUCAUCGAGUGCUUCGACGUGCUGGAGAUAGACAUCAAGUGCCACAAGUACUGGGACCUGGUCGACUCGCGCCUGGCGGAGUGGGUAGUAUGGCUUAUCUGGCAGAGGCGCGUCAAGAUGACCAUAUCGCAGGUUCCAUGCACCAGCUUCUCGAUCGCGAGGCUCCCGAGGCUCAGGUCCAGGAUGCGGCCCUGGGGAUUCGACCCAUCUUCGACCCCGACGCGUCUGGGGAACGUCCUCUUCAGGGUGGGCAUGCUGGCGCUGUUCGCCCACCUGAUCUCGGGCCACGGUACCGGCUUGCACGAGCAUCCCCUGACGGCCUACUCCUGGUGCGCGCACAUCGUCGAGUUCCUGCUGACGCACGAGGUCGUGGACCGCUUCGACCUCUCGAUGUGA